AUUUAAAUACACAUAUAUAUAUAUAACAAAAUGUCAGAAGUUGAAAAGAAACAACAAGUUCUUACUGGUAUUGAUACCUCACGUAAAGUUGGUUCAUCAUUCACCGAAAAAUUAUCAGAUGAAGCCAUGAAAUUUUUCUGUGAUGUUGCCAAACUUCCAUUCUCACAACAAGCUGUUCACUUCUUAAAUGCCUACUGGUUUGAAAUUAGAAAUGAAGCUGAAUUCAUUUACACUGUUGCUUGGGAAAAAAUCAAAUAUGCUGAUAUGCACAACAAAGGUAUUCAAUUAGUUUACAAAUAUGAUGAAGGUAACGAUCUCGAUUUCGAUAUUGCCCUUUAUUUCUAUGAAAUCCUCUGCAAAUUCGUCGAAGACGACAAAAACAAAGCCUACAAAGAUGGUUAUGCCAGAUCACAACCAGAAAUGUUAACUGCUCUCAAACGUAAACAAGAAUUAAGAGAAAAAGUCGAUGUUAACUUUGAUGGUCGUGUCUCUUUCCUUGAAUAUCUCUUAUACCAAUACAGAGAUGUUGCCAAUCCAGCUGAUUUCUGUCACCGUUCAAUGAACCACGACGAACAUCCAGAAAUUAGAAAAGCUCGUUUAGCUCUCGAAGAAGUCAACAAACGUAUUCGUGCCUACGAAGAAGAAAAAGCUCGUCUUGAAGCUGAUUCACAAUUACCAGGUGUUAAAGGUCUUGGUGCUAAAAAUAUGUUAGCUCAAAUCGAUUCAAGCCCAUUAAAAGAAGAAUUAAACAAAGCCCUCAUUACUGCUGAAGCUGCUGUUCGUAUCGCCUCAAAGAAAUAUGGUGGUCAAUCAGGUGUUGGUGGUGCUGAUGGUGGUGCCUCAAGUGAAGGUGCUCUCUGGUGGAUGAACAGAGAUCUCGAAGAAAAGAAAAAGAGAUACGGUCCAUCAAAGAAAUAAGCUUUUUAACCGUUUCGAUUCAAUAUUUAAAUUUGUAUACUUAAACCCUUUUUAAAAAUAUUAAUUUAUAAAUCAUUAAUGUUUUUAUGUGUAUCAAAAUAAAAAAAUAAAAAAAAAAAAACUAAAUUAUAUUUAUUAAAAUU
This is a messenger RNA of Dictyostelium purpureum, 1061 nucleotides long. RefSeq names its product calcium-regulated actin-bundling protein. NCBI's taxonomy places the organism in Eukaryota, Evosea, Eumycetozoa, Dictyosteliales, Dictyosteliaceae. Bases 31 to 918 code for a protein of 295 amino acids. Gene Ontology annotation, molecular function: actin filament binding. Gene Ontology annotation, biological process: actin crosslink formation; parallel actin filament bundle assembly. The record is from RefSeq and is a predicted model, not a curated record. Gene Ontology annotation, cellular component: cortical cytoskeleton. The transcript is spliced from 2 exons.